Messenger RNA from Marmota monax (woodchuck), 3744 nucleotides. It is a transcript of the gene Adamtsl2, whose product is annotated as ADAMTS like 2. Bases 237 to 3128 code for a protein of 963 amino acids. The record is from RefSeq and is a predicted model, not a curated record. Lineage: Eukaryota; Metazoa; Chordata; Mammalia; Rodentia; Sciuridae. Gene Ontology annotation, cellular component: extracellular matrix. The transcript has 19 exons. Gene Ontology annotation, biological process: extracellular matrix organization.
UGCGGCCUGGGAGCCGCCACUGGGCUGAGUCCCCUCCCGGGAACCCCCUCCCUUGGAUGCUCUUUGAAGUGGGAGAGGGAGGCGGCCUGGAGGCGGGGCCAGAGGGAGGCCGAGCCCCCGCUCCGCGAGGCCCUCCCCGCACAGCACACCUGGCUGCCCGGGUCCCUGUCUGUGGCGUCUGCCUGCCAGCUCUCACCCCUUUCUCUGGGAGGACAACCUGCUGACCCCAGGCCAGGAUGGACGGUGGACAGUGGCAUUCGUACUGGGCCUGGUGCCUGCUGGCCCUGGCAGUUGUGGCUGGGGGUGCAGCGUCCACUGAAGCCUCGGACAACAGCCUGGAGGGGGGUGCCGAUGCCACCACUUACUGGUGGGGGGAGUGGACCAAGUGGACGGCGUGCUCCCGCAGCUGCGGGGGUGGGGUGAUGUCCCAGGAGCGGCACUGCCUGCAGCAGAGGAGGAAGUCUGUCCCAGGUGCUGGCAACAGGACCUGCACGGGCACAUCCAGGCGACACCAGCUCUGCAGAGUGCAGGAGUGUCCACCAGACGGGAGGAGCUUCCGAGAGGAGCAGUGCGUCUCCUUCAACUCCCGAGUGUUCGACGGGCGGGCAUACCAGUGGAAGCCCCUGUACCCCGAUGACUACGUCCACAUCUCCAGCAAGCCGUGCGACCUGCACUGCACCACUGUGGACGGCCAGCGGCAGCUCAUGGUCCCCGCCCGGGAUGGCACGUCCUGCAAGCUCACCGACCUGCGAGGGGUUUGCGUGUCUGGAAAAUGUGAGGUUGUUAAACAUUGUAGCAAACCCAUCGGCUGUGACGGGGUGCUCUUCUCCACCCACACGCUGGAUAAGUGUGGCGUCUGCCAGGGUGACGGGAGCAGCUGCACUCACGUGACGGGCAACUACCGCAAGGGCAACGCCCACCUUGGUUACUCUCUGGUGACGCACAUCCCUGCUGGCGCCCGGGAUAUCCAGAUUGUGGAGAGGAAGAAGUCGGCCGACGUGCUGGCUCUUGCGGAUGAAGCUGGCUUCUACUUCUUUAACGGCAACUACAAGGUGGACAGCCCCAAGAACUUCAACAUCGCGGGCACCGUGGUCAAGUACCGGCGGCCCAUGGAUGUCUAUGAGACCGGCAUCGAGUACAUUGUGGCUCAGGGGCCCACCAACCAGGGUCUGAAUGUCAUGGUGUGGAAUCAGAACGGCAAGAGCCCCUCCAUCACCUUCGAGUACACGCUGCUGCAGCCGCACGCGCACAGCCUGCAGCGGCCCCUCUACUUCACCUUCCCCGAGCCCGCCUCGGCCAGCGCAGAGAGCCAGGAGCUGGGCGCCGGGCUGCUGGGCUUCAUGCGACACAACGGCUCACUCUACGGCCAGGCCUCCUCGGAGCGGCUGGGCCUGGACAACCGGCUGUUCAGUGCCACGGGCCCAGAGAUGGAGCUGGGCCUGCGCCGGGGCCAGGAGACCAACGAGGUGUGCGAGCCGGCCAGCGGCGGGGCCUGCGAGGGGCCCCCGAGGGGCAAGGGCUUCCAAGACCAUAACGCCACAGGGACAGCUCUCUUGGGCGACAACGAUGACCCAGAGGUGGACACCCAUUUUACUCCCCGGGAGUUCCUCUCUGCCAAUGCCAUCUCCGACCAGCUCCUGGGCACAGGCUCUGACUCUAAGGAGUUUGCCCUCAAUGAGACCAUGAACAGCAUCUUUGCCCAGGGCGGCCCCCGGAGCCCUGCUGCUGACAGCCUCUAUGUGGACUAUGAGGAGAACGAGGGGGCUGCUCCCUUCCUGGUCAAUGGGUCCUACUUGGAGCUGAGCAGUGACAGGCUCUCCAACACCUCCUCGGAGGCCCCGUUCCCCAACGCCAGUGCCAGCCUCCCCGCCAUGGCCGGGAACAGGACCCACAAGGCUAGGACCAGGCCCAAGGCGCGCAAGCAAGGCGUGAGUCCGGCUGACAUGUACCGCUGGAAGCUCUCCUCCCACGAGCCCUGCAGUGCCACCUGCACCACAGGGGUCAUGUCGACUUACGCCAUGUGCGUCCGCUACGACGGGGUGGAGGUAGAUGACAGCUACUGUGACGCCCUGACCCGACCCGAGCCUGUCCACGAGUUCUGCGCGGGGAGGGAGUGCCAGCCCAGGUGGGAGACCAGCAGCUGGAGCGAGUGCUCGCGCACCUGUGGUGAGGGCUACCAGUUCCGCAUCGUGCGCUGCUGGAAGAUGCUGUCCCCUGGCUUCGACAGCUCCGUGUACAGCGACCUGUGUGAGGCCGCAGAGGCCGUGCGGCCUGAGGAGCGCAAGACGUGCCGCAACCCGGCCUGCGGGCCGCAGUGGGAGAUGUCCGAGUGGUCCGAGUGCCCGGCCAAGUGUGGGGAGCGCAGUGUGGUGACCAGGGACAUCCGCUGCUCCGAGGACGAGAAGCUGUGUGACCCCAGCACUCGGCCUGUGGGGGAGAAGAACUGCACGGGGCCCCCCUGCGACCGCCAGUGGACUGUCUCGGACUGGGGACCGUGUAGUGGAAGCUGUGGGCAGGGCCGCACAAUCAGGCACGUGUACUGUAAGACCAGUGACGGACGGGUGGUCCCCGAAUCUCAGUGCCAGAUGGAGACCAAGCCCCUGGCCAUCCACCCCUGUGGGGACAAGAACUGCCCGGCACACUGGCUGGCCCAGGACUGGGAGCGGUGCAACACCACCUGUGGGCGUGGUGUGAAGAGGCGGCUGGUCCUCUGCAUGGAGCUGGCCAAUGGGAAGCCGCAGACGCGUAGCGGCCCCGAGUGCGGGCUGGCCAGGAAGCCCCCCGAGGAGAGCACCUGCUUUGAGAGGCCUUGCUUCAAGUGGUACACCAGCCCCUGGUCAGAGUGCACCAAGACCUGCGGGGUGGGCGUGAGGAUGCGGGACGUGAAGUGCUACCAGGGGACCGACAUCGUCCGCGGAUGUGACCCUCUGGUGAAGCCCGUGGGCAGGCAAGCCUGUGACCUUCAGCCCUGCCCCACAGAGCCCCCAGAUGACAGCUGCCAGGACCAGCCGGGCACCAACUGCGCUCUGGCCAUCAGGGUGAACCUCUGCGGCCACUGGUACUACAGCAAGGCCUGCUGCCGCUCCUGCCGGACUCCCACUCCCAGGCCUGGCCCUGCAGCCCCUUGAGACUCGGGUGCCCGCCCUGAGCUUAUUUGGCUCUGGGGCCCCUCCCUGGACACUCGUCCUGUAGGCCCCCGGGUGUGAAGGCCUGAGGCGGAGCCUCGGCUGAUCCUCAGCAGAUUUCCAUGGCCUGUGGAUCGAUGCUCUGCCCAGCCCUGGGACAGCCUCCAGCACCCAGCAACCCCUCCCCAGAGUUGCCCCAGCUGUGGGGGCUGUACCUGGAGCCAGAGGGUCCUGUGUUGGUGGCUGCCACCUCCACCCCCAGCAGCCCCAGAAACAUGGGGCCCAGAGUCCAAAGCCCAGCAUGGAGGUGAGACCUGCCCUUGGCCCAGGUUCUGCUCUGUAGAGGUGCAGCCAUUCCAAGGUGACUUGCCAGGGCAGCCAGGGGACACAGACCAUCAGUCCCUGGAGGUACUGAGGCAUGCUCCUUCCAGGGGACCCCAUCCCACGACCUAGUGUCAGCUCCACCUGCCCUGCAGGAGCUGUGCUCAGAGGGGCAUGCACUUUAUGCCCCUGAAGAGGCCCUUUCUCAUGGUGCACUGGGCACGGACAGCCGGGUGUCCUGUAUCCUUGUCAGUACUCAUCGGCGUAUGUUAAUAAAGUGACCGUAUUUAUGGUGGCA